AUGGAAGGAGCUCCCUCACAGCCCCGUCAACGAUCUUACCCUCGCGCACCAUCACGUUCCUCAAGCCAUACCAGCGCGUCUCGCGUGACCUCCCUCAGCGCCAACAGCUCAUCAUCGCAUGUUCCCGCAUCGCCGCAAACUUCACACCCUCAUUCGUCGCGUCGAUUUCAUCAUGCUCAAUGCUCCACUGGCUCCCCCCGACCAACGUCGCGCUCGACACCGCCACUUUCCACACAGGACGACAGCGCAGAGUUUACGCGACAACCUGCGGUCUCGACCUUCCUGCAGCAAAAGUUGUCAAGGGAGCGCAAGGCAGAGGCGGACAAACUUAACCGGUCGCAAUCCUCGUUGCCACGGUCCAACCCCGAUAUGAGUGCUUCGACGGACUUGGGACGAGCUUCCGGGUCCCCCCUCAAGUUGUCAAUGUCAGAAAUAAGUAGACCUCAGUCGGGUGCUGGACUUGAGCUGGGAAAGAAGAGGGGCCUAGGAGUAAAAGAAAUGGAACAGGUGAUUUCCACUCUCCACAAGCAAAAUUUCGACCUCAAGCUCGAGCUUUACCACAGGCGAGAAAGACAAACCACCCUGGAAGAGCGUCUCGAUGAUCUGGAGAACGAUAGGCAACGAAUGGAAGAGGUUAACGACAAGUUAUUGGUCGAACUCGAGAAGCGUGACAAGGCGGUAGAAGAGGCCGUCGCCAUGAUCAUCACGCUGGAAAUGCAAGUAGAACAGCUUUUCCGAGAAAGAAGUAUGGCGGAAAGGAUGGAAAACGAGUCCUUCUUUUCUCAAGGCUACGAAAUUGGAUACAGGACACCAGUUGCCCACGGCCUGGGACCCGACAUCGUCAAGAUGGAAAACGACGCUAAAGCUGUCAAUCGAGUGCCCAGCUUUUUAUCGGACCACAGCGAAGCCACUGAAAAUCUGAGGAAUGUAUAUUUGGGGACCAAGGGCAGCAGCAUGUUGAGCCUUCCCCGUCUGUUGGAAAGCUCGCCCGAAGGCGAUACUCUCCGAACCCUGGGCAGCCCGACUCUGAGCGUCCUUAGCGAAAGCUCGUUUGCGAGUAUAUAUGGGCGCAGGGAGAACGGCGCGGUUGGGGAUGCAGCUUGUACGGAGGUCGACGAAACUAUCGUUCACGACGGCGACGGCCCAACCUUGAUGAAGAUCUCGACGGAGCAUCAGAUGUCGCGAGGCAAAGCAGGUUCCGUACCGCCUGAUGGUGCGGUGGUUCCGCGAGCCAGUUCCGCAACCCAUUUUCCAUCCAUCACGGACCUGAUGGCCGGCUCGCCGCUUCAGCGCCUGGAACGUCUCGACGGCUCUUGGACAAGCCAGAGGGAAGAAGGCCUCCCCCAAAGCCGAGAAAGAGAUCAUCCGAAAACGCACCACACAGCGUCUGAUGCGCCAUCAGCGGCACCAGGCGCUCUUGGUAAGGAUAGGCGAGAUACCUUGCGCAGAGUACUGACCGAAGGACCUGGCGGUGUUCGAUUACACGAUCACGGCCUUCCCCCAACGCCUGACACCAUCUCAAGCUCGACUUUGCAACGCUUACAGGGCUCAGACGACGCCCUCGCCCAUGAGCAAGACGUCAUUGACGACAGCUGCAAUGGCGUUUCUCUGAAAAGCUCCGUUCACGACGAAACAUGGCGCGACAGCCACGGGGAAGCGGUUGCCGACCAGCAUCAGCCAGAAUUGGACAGCUGGGCUUCCCUGGGGAAACCACCCAUUGAAUCGCCAUUCGACCACCACCGAGGGCCACUAAUUCCUCGGCCGCGUUCAGCCGAUGAAUCUACGACAUCACAUGGACGAGGCAAAGCUUGGGACAGUGACCUGGACGACGAUUCGGACACGCGCUCACUUCAGUCCAGCCUCGACAUUUGGAUGCGGGAGAGCGACCAAUCCAAGGGCCGGAGCCGCGAAUCACCAGACCUCUUCAGUUUCCCCGCCAACGUCUUGACGGGGAAUUGCGCUUCAGCAGCGUCGAUGCUACCGAUUGGUGCCGAGGCUGGACGCGAUCAGCCUCCUCCAGGCUUCGACUACAUGCGAGACCUGUUCUCGCUUCGCCAGGGUCUCUUUGGCAACGCUGCCCCGCCGCCUCCCAGCAGAAGAUCCAGCUUGCAAGCGACAACAGGCUCGUCUGAAGCUUCAUCGCUCAACGCAGGCAAACAUGGCGGUGAAAAACGACCACGCUCGUCAGCGACAAAACGUCGGAGCUACCACAGCAGGCAAAACAGCGUGGACCUGGGCCGUAGAGAUGACUUGCGCACGCCGGUUCAACGUGACCAGUUCUCGGCACCUCCACCUCAGCCUAGCAGUGAACAGAGAUGCAAGCAUUAUCCCCCGCUCUCUGGCCAACAGAACGGAACCCGGGUCGGGCUGAACAGGCUAUUCAGACGUUCCACAAGCGGCACAUCUACCGCGCCCCCCUGUGAGACCAGUGCUUUCGACAUCAACAGCGCAGAGCCAAGCAGCAGCAAGCACAUGGUGGGAGUGCCAUCCUGGUCGAGCCGGGCCUCGGCAGUCGAUGAUGACAGAACCGGGGCUACUCCACCCCCCAUCAUGUUCAAUCCACGCCAAGGACGGCGAAACACGCUGGGCGCCGAAGUCGAGGCCGAACGAGCUGCUGCCCAAGACUGCAGUCGCAGCAAGACACCGAACCCGGCCAUGGCUGCAGCCGCCGCGUCCAAGGAGGAGGCCAAUGUAGAAAGCAGCCCAGCUGCGCCUCUCGUCGCAGGGGGUCGAAGGAAGUGGCUCUCCGGGUUCUCACGGACCGGCAGCUCAAAGAACAGGUCCGGGUAG
Messenger RNA from Ustilaginoidea virens, 2790 nucleotides. RefSeq lists its product as uncharacterized. Gene Ontology annotation, cellular component: microtubule organizing center. The coding region runs from base 1 to 2790 and encodes 929 amino acids. The transcript has 2 exons. NCBI's taxonomy places the organism in Eukaryota, Fungi, Ascomycota, Sordariomycetes, Hypocreales, Clavicipitaceae. The record is from RefSeq and is a predicted model, not a curated record.